AUGGACCCUCCUCCAUGGGUCCGUCCCUUUGUUCCCCUAACAAGUCCAUCGGCUGUGUUUGCUCUUCAAGAGAUGGAAAAGAAACCGGAGGUCCUACCUUCCACUGAAUCGGACUUGCUUCUCCUAGAUCCCCCUCCUCCUUAUCUUCCCUCCCUCUGCCCUCAGGCAGCCCACCUGUCAGCUCCACCAGAGGACCCACAAGGAGCAAGGGAGGGACCUGCGCAGGGGAUACGUAGUAGGCGAGCAGCCCCUCGGGAGGCUGUUCCCACCCUCCCUCCCUCUGAUCUCACUAACCUUGUAGAAUCCCUCCUCUGUACUCAUCAGCCCACCUGGGAUGACUGCCAGCAGCUCCUCCAGGUCCUGUUCACCACCGAGGAGAAACAACAAAUCCUCCUGGAGGCUCGAAAGAACGUUCCAGGAGAUGAUGGGCAACCUACCCUCCUCCCUGAUGUUAUAGAUGCAGGAUUCCCAUUGACCAGACCAAACUGGGACUUCAACUCAGCAGAAGGGGCUACAGGGAGCAGACAAUACCCAUGGACUACCCGAAGAACAGUGGACGUAGGCGUGGGCCGGGUAUCCCACUCGUUUAUUGUCAUUCCUGAGUGCCCCUACCCACUACUGGGAAGAGACCUCCUCACCAAAAUGGGUGCUCAAAUCCAUUUAGACUCCGAGGGACCUCGGGUGUUAAACCGACAAGGAAAGCCUCUCCAGGUAUUAACUCUCAGGCUGGAAGAUGAAUACCAAUUGUUUGAGAGACAAGGGCAGGAGACUGGACAGAUGGACUGGUGGUUAGAAAACUAUCCCCAGGCGUGGGCAGAAACUGUAGGGGUAGGGAAGGCUAAAAACCAGCCCCCCGUCCACAUAGAGCUGAAGGCUCAAGCCAGUCCUAUAGCUGUCCGACAAUACCCAAUGUUCCGAGAAGCACAUGAAGGCAUCCGACCCCACAUUGCCUGUUUGCUCCAGCUGGGGAUUCUAUGGAAGUGCCAAUCAGCCUGGAACACGGCCUUGCUACCAGUCUGAAAACCUGGCACUAAUGAUUACUGACCAGCCCAGGACCUCCGAGAGGUAAACAAGUGGGUGACCGACCUCCACUCCACAGCUCCUAACCCCUAUAAUCUUUUAAGCUCUUUACCCACAGACAGGACCUGGUACUCAGCACUGGAUCUCAAAGAUGUAUUCUUCUGCUUACCGCUGGCUGUAAAAAGUCAAGGUUACUUUGCCUUCAAAUGGAAAGAUCCAGAGACUGGCCUAGCAGGGCAACUCACGUGGACCUGCCUGCCUCAAGGAUUCAAAAACUUGCCCACCAUAUUUGACGAGGCCCUCCACCAAGACUUGGCUAUGUUCUGGGCCUCAAACCCCCAGGUAACUCUGUUGCAGUAUGUAGAUGAUCUCCUCCUGGCAGCAGCUGACGAGGAACUGUGCCUGGAAGGAACAAAGUGUCUCCUCACAGAGUUGGGAGAACUGGGCUUUCGAGCCUCUGCCAAAAAGGCUCAGAUCUGCAAGUGA
This is a messenger RNA of Galeopterus variegatus (Sunda flying lemur), 1506 nucleotides long. RefSeq lists its product as uncharacterized. Gene Ontology annotation, biological process: proteolysis; virion assembly. Gene Ontology annotation, molecular function: aspartic-type endopeptidase activity. The record is from RefSeq and is a predicted model, not a curated record. Lineage: Eukaryota; Metazoa; Chordata; Mammalia; Dermoptera; Cynocephalidae.